Heterotrigona itama is the source of this 1086-nucleotide messenger RNA. The record is from the annotation of a GenBank genome assembly. Lineage: Eukaryota; Metazoa; Arthropoda; Insecta; Hymenoptera; Apidae.
AUGGAAUCGCGUAACGAUAUCAUUGGACAACGAGACGAUCUCAUUGGUUCGUUGGACCCUGGUGACUGGGAAAAGAAUCGCGUAUGUAUGUAUGUACGUACGUAUGUAUGUAGUACUUUGGAUCUGGCCUGUGCAACCGGUUGCAGAGUUUCGCGCUGGGUAUCGGGUAUUCGGUAUUGGGUAUUGGGUAUUGGGUAUUACGCGAGCGAAUUCGAGGCGCGUAGCGACGCGUUGCCCAGAAAAACGACGUUCGACUGGCCCAAGUGGAAAAGGCGGGAGCAAUUUUUCGAAAGAGGCAAUUAUCGAUUCGUGUGGUCCCCGCGAUCGCAGCCGUUGCAAGAAGCGGAUAGAGACAUCGGCCACAUUCCAGGGCCAAAUCGAGUCGUUUAUAUUCAAGCUUGUGAUUUCCUGCUUGUGACAACUCCAAGUUUUCAAAAGCUUUGGGAAAAUUUCAAGUCGCUUGUCAAUUCACCGAUGAAACAAUUCGUUAAAUCACUGUAUAUGUACGGGUAUACGUAAACACUAAACGUACCGAUCACUAUUCUUACCGUAAUACGGGUUUUUUUACGAAAAGAAUGCAGAUGUCAUAAUUGUCAAUUUAAUACAGGAAAUAAUGCACAAAAUAAUUUUCGGACAAUAAAAAAGAUUUUUUUUUUUUUUUUUUGAACGAAAGAAUUUUAAAUCAAAUGUUUAAACCGGUCAUCUGUACGUUCAGUGUUAACGUAAGUAUCUAACGUCGUAUUUAAUUGCGACUGACUUUUCAUGUUUUAGAUCGUACGUGGAUGCUGUUUCGCAUUUUCGUAUCAUCCGAGUGGGAUGAAAUUUUAUUUUCAAAAUAAAGAUAUUUCUUCGGACUGAUACAUCUUCUCGCUAGCAAUAAGAAGAAGCUGGUCGAUCGCGACUUGGACGAUCGAGUCUCGAAGAUAAUCUCCUCGGUACGUUUAAUCGUAGAAGAAUAAAUCGACACUGUUACUUUGUUAAAACUCACAGGUGGCAUUCCGUGAUACGUUGCAGCGCAGAUCCUCGGACGACGAGUCCCACGCCAUGGAACAUUCACGUCGCGAUCACGUUCGAGCAUUUCACCCG